AUGCAGUCGCUUGCUUCACCACUGGCAAAAAGCACUAUGGGGGAUAUCGACGACCUGUGUUACGAUGAAAACACAACUCCAUCAAAACAAACCAGCAACUCUCCUGUUUUUGAGAUCCACGAAGACUAUCAGGACCAGUCCGGUUUUCAAAACCCGCCCAGCUCCCCCUUUCAAGACUCCAUUCAUAUCGAGUAUACAGAUCAGCUUCCUGAAAACCACACCCCUACCGAAGCCAUUACGGUCGAAGAGGACCACCAUUCAGACGAUUACACUCGAGAUACAGACCAAGAUGGCACCGGGAUUGAUGUGGACAUGAAUUACGCAUAUGACAAGCUACAUCAAGAACAGCCAGCUAAUAAGAUCGAGAUACACGUCGAUUGUGACGAGGAAGAUAGGCAGAUUAUCGAGCCACGGUCUACUCGGCAUUCUUUGGCUACCGUUGUUGAGGAGAAUAAUCACGAAAACAUGAGCAUUGUACGCCAUCAAAAUGAAGGCGAAGACUCCAUGUGCAACAGCAACCUCGGAGACGACAGCAUGGGCGACCAUACAAGCCUCAGCGCCUUUUCAGCAGUUCCCAACGCCGAUAUGACCCUUUUCUCCAAACUCAGACACGAAUCACCACUUAAAACGAUACCUAGUCUGCGUGAACACAUCUCUCAGACGACUCCUAGAUCUGCAAAACGAGCGUCGAACAAGCGAGACUCCGAAUUAACGUAUGGGCAACAAGAGUGUGCCUCUACCUUCUCUACCACUCCAGUACGGAAGUACAUGCGCGUGGAUGACGGCGCCAACCUAUUAGACUUUACAGAUCAGAUGAACGUGCUAGCGAACGGAUCACGGGCGGAUUUGGCAUCCCAAUCUCCUUACAGAUCCCGACGUAACUCGACGAGGAGGCCUGGCGGGGAUUCCAGAUCACCUAACAAACUAUCACUGCUGGAUUUCGAUAUACCACCUCCUCCUACUCCUCGAUCUAUACCAUCUAUCACCCCUAGGGAGCUGGAGUCCCUGAAAUCAUCCUUCCUAUCACAGAUAUCAUCAUUGAAAGCCACCUUGAACGGAAGAGAUGCAGAGGUUGCGAGCUUAAAGGAGUCUGUAUCCGAUGCUGAACGCCGCGUCGGGGAGGCAUUGGAGCAGGUGAGAAAUGAGGCUGCUCGAAAGGAUGCCCUCGAAGCGGAGCUGCAUGAAUGGGAGAGGCGAGGCCAGGAGAUGGAAGACGUAUUGAGAACGGUCAAGGCGGAAAUGACUGACGGGGAAAGUGAGAGGGAGAGGCUCGCCCAGAGAGCAGAGGAGGCCGAGAGGUCACGAGAGCAGCUGGAAGGAAAGAUGGUGGAGCUGGAAAGUCAGCUUUCAGCUGCACGACGCAGUGGAACCGCCGAUACAGAGGGCUCGGCACAGCCAAGUAAGGGUAACACGAGUAACUCAGAUGAGACUGCCAAAGAAGUGCAGGAUGCUGUUGAAAGAGUCGCUCGGGAACUACAUACCCUAUACAAAGGGAAGCAUGAGACUAAAGUUGCUGCCCUGAAGAAGAGCUAUGAAGCUCGCUGGGAGAAACGCGUUAAAGAAGGAGAAUCAAAGCUCAAGGAUGCCCUGCAGAAAAUCCACCACCUUAAAUCCGAGCUCAGUGAAGUCAAAUCUAGGCUUGCUGAUGAAGAGACGACCCCGGGAGAUGCCACGAUGCUUCGAGAAAACGAAGGCCUGGAAGCUGAGAGAAGAGUCCUAGAGGCGCGAAUCAAGGGGCUCCAGCAAGAAAUGAUAUCCCUCAAACAGGAUAGCGAAGCCCUGCGCUCAGAACUCAAAGCCGAAAGGGCAGAAAAAGGAGAGCUCGUAGCUGUGGUGGAUGAGUGGUUACAGAUGCAGCAGGAGGUCCAGCCAACGCCAACGUCGUCUGAGAAACCAUCAACACCACCUUCUGAGGAUUACAAUUAUGAAGAAAGAACUGAAAGAGUGCCUGUAUCACAACCAACUCCAGCUGCUGGUAAUAGCGGCAUUCCUCCCAGGGCCUCAGCCACUACGCGACCUCGACAGCUUCCACAGAGCCAUACCCCUAGAAUACCACGAUUCGGGGCUCCAGCUGGCACUAAGAGUGCUAAUAGUAGCAUAGCUGUCGGAAGAACGCCAGGGCGUAGCGGAAUUAUGAGCUCAAUUGAGAGAAUGGGACGAGGGGGUAAUUGA
Arthroderma uncinatum is the source of this 2172-nucleotide messenger RNA. RefSeq lists its product as uncharacterized. Bases 1 to 2172 code for a protein of 723 amino acids. The record is from RefSeq and is a predicted model, not a curated record. The transcript has a single exon. NCBI's taxonomy places the organism in Eukaryota, Fungi, Ascomycota, Eurotiomycetes, Onygenales, Arthrodermataceae.